Molecule: messenger RNA, 3525 nt
Organism: Mytilus californianus (California mussel)
Lineage: Eukaryota; Metazoa; Mollusca; Bivalvia; Mytilida; Mytilidae
Product: ovochymase-1-like
Exons: 10
Coding region: 1194-3260 (688 amino acids)
Biological process (GO): complement activation; proteolysis
Cellular component (GO): extracellular region
Molecular function (GO): protein binding; serine-type endopeptidase activity
Source: RefSeq, a predicted model, not a curated record
CCGUCAGAGAACUCCUUGUAGGAAUUUUUGCAGUUCAAAGAAAUUUUUUACUCAUUUUGCAUUUUUUGGCACAUGAGAACAUAUAGUAGAUAGAGAAAAAAAUUGAACAGCAAACAUACACCUGGAAGAUAAAAUAUACAAUUAAGUCAAAGUAGCUGAAAUCGACUCCUUAUUUGAGUUAUUGCCUUAAAAAAGUUUUUGCCCAAUUUUAGUGUUUUUAUCUAAUAUCUCGAAAUCGGCUAUAGAUAGAUUGAAUCUUUCAAUUGGAAAAAAGAUCAGCGACAGAAACAAAUCAAAUGACUCCUGACAGGAAUUGUUGUCAGUUUUAUACUAAUAAUGUCAGGCUAGCGAUACAGAUUCUGUGGAGCCUUAAGUUUGUGAAUUCACACGAAUAUCAUAUAUAUAUAUAUUACGUGUUUAUACUAGAUUUUCUGUAUAAUCUCAUCAAUCAACAUUGAAGCCUAAAUAUAUAUAUAUGUUCUUGUAACCCACUUCAGAAUUGAAAGAAAAGUUCUCACUAUAAAUACGUUAGUGUUCAAGUUUGUUCUAUUUACUUGUGAAGCGAUGGCCUAUAUAAUUCUUUCUAGAUGUGUCAGUUGAGGUUAUUCCGAAGAACACUGGCAUCAUUAAAUGCGUUCCGAAUAGUAAAGUUCAACCAAUCAGCGGAAUUUUAAUUUUGACCAUAUUUAUUUUUGAUGCAGAUUUUUGCAUACUAAAAUGGAAAUAUUAGUAAAAUAGAAAGCUUUUAGUAGAUAUAAAACAGGAAAUAAGGAACUCUUUUAUCAAAAGAAGGGUUGGAUCGGGGUUCUGUGUAUUCACAUGAUUUGUAUUUCACUCUCUACUCUUGAAACAUGUGGUGGUAUUUUCCGACCCAAAUGGUUACCACAAACUUUAUUUCUAUACAUAGUAUAGUAAACAUGUAUGCAGCUCUACAUCGGCCAGAAUCGAGGCAAAAUUUUACUAAAUUCAAUAGAGACUACCAACAGUGUGCCUUUGGAAUAAUUCGUGUGUUAUCCUCUUGAUUUUGAUUUAUAUCUACUUUAUUUGUUGGUUCGGUAUUAUUUACCUGUUAUUAGUUGUUGUAUAUAAAAGAAUGACUGUAGCUGAAAAGUCAUAAUAAACCACGAAAAAUGUGAAACUUGAAAAAUGUCCGUUUUUCAACUUUCAAUUCUUCAUACAAAUAUAAAACUUAAAUGCUUUCAGCAUCAACAAGUACACUUCCCACAACAAAUCCAGAUAGAUUGAUCUGUAACAAGAUUUUUACCAUCAACAAUGAAACAUCAGGACAUAUUGAUACAUCAGAACUUAGUCAAACGUUUGACUUCCAAUGCCAGUGGUAUAUUGAAGCUCCGAUUAAUAAUAGAAUCCUGUUCCAGUUUACCUACCUUACCCUGAACGAAGAUAUGUUGUGUUCACAUGAUUCUCUAAUAAUAUUGGACGGACGGAAUUCCAGUAACAAGUAUGGUCCAUUUUGUGGACAAACUAUACCUCCUGAUAUAGUAACUAGUGAUCGCUUCGCAAAGAUAAUAUACCAACUGGAUCCUAUUAAUGGAACUAGUGGAUUUCAUCUUCAGUUUUCUGCUAUAGAAAUUCCCAAGCCUACAACUACAAGGUCCAGUCCCGGAAUUAACUGUUCCCACGAUAUAUAUUAUCAAAACCCCGGUUUCAUUAUUUCACCGAAUUUUGGUAACGGAAACUACUUUACUAGACUGCAUUGUGUUUGGAGGAUAUUUGCUCCAAAGGGAUACGUAAUACGACUUCACUUUCUCCAGUUUGACAUUGAAUAUGAAUCAGAUUGUCUGUAUGAUGCACUUACAAUAACAAAUGAGAACAGUAUUAAUACUUUUUGCGGUCAAACUAACCCAAAGGACAUUUUAUCAAAGACGAAUACUAUAAUGCUGACUUUUGUAACCGACCAUAACAUGUCAGGAAAAGGAUUUAACAUUUCUUACACAACAGAAAACCAGACAGAAAUUGAUAUAAAUAAAGAGAUCGAGGAACAGUGCAGGAAUGGAACAAUGAUGUUUAAUAAUAAUACACACGGGGAAUUAUUGUCACCAGGUUAUGUACUUCAAGUGAACUAUCCUGUAAACAUAAAUUGUUCCUGGAUUAUAACUGCUCCUCUUGGAAAAGUUAUCACACUUACAUUCAACGACUUUCAUAUUGAAGGCGGCAAAAGGGAGAGCAUUUGUUCUUACGACUCGUUGUCAAUAUUCAACAGGGUCGGCAGUAUGACCACGUUAAUCAGAACAUUGUGUGGAUGGAAUUUCCCGAACAAACUAACUUCGACCAGUAACCAGUUGAUUGUAACAUUCUACAGUGACAGUACUAAAACAUUAUCAGGAUUCAACAUAACCUAUGAUGUACAUGAACCUAUUCUGCCAUGUUUGUCAUCCGAGUUCAGGUGUGGCGUUGGGGAUUGCAUCAAUUCUUCAUUGAUUUGUAACAAUAUAGCUGAUUGUAGAGAUGGGACCGAUGAAAUCGUCUGUAGUUCAGACCACAUAUUUUGUGGUAGCCCAUCCAUUCCACCAGCAAACGUAAGUUUCAAAAUCGUCGGCGGAGAAAAAGCUAGACCUGGUAGUUGGCCAUGGCAGGUCUCCCUUCAAUAUAAGGGUGUUCCUAUGUGUGGAGGCAGUCUUAUACAUCCAGAAUGGAUUGUUACAGCAUCACAUUGCUUUGAGGGAAUCGAAAGUGACAGAUCGACAAAGCAUUGGAUGGCACAUUUAGGCGUGCAUGACAUAAACAAAAACGACAUCGGUUCAGUACAAGCAUCUAUAAAAUCAAUAAUAGUACAUGAAGGAUUUGAUUUAUCUACCACUGAUAAUGACAUUGCUUUGGUGAAACUACAAGACCUUCUUACACUGAAUGAUAUAAUAGAUACUGUAUGUCUUCCAAAGUUAACAGUCAAAACGGGAACUAUAUGUUAUGUAACUGGAUUUGGACAAGUAAUGGAAUCUUGCUGUCCUGAUGUUUUGAAGCAAGCUAUGGUUCAAAUUGACGAUUUAUACCAGUGUAAUCAAACGUCACAUUUACAUGGACAAAUUACGAAGAACAUGAUUUGUGCUGGAAAUGGUGAAAAUGAUGCCUGCAAAGGAGAUAGUGGUGGGCCACUUGUAUGCCAAGAUGAUAACGGUAAAUGGGAACUUUCUGGUGUAACAUCAUUUGGUUUUCAAUGUGGUGUUCCAGAUACACCUGGAGUGUAUACUUCCGUUAGAAACUAUGUUAAAUGGAUACAGCAGACAAUUGCGGAAUAUUCUUAAUACAUCCUUGUUGUUACUAAAUUUGUUUCAACAUUUACAAGUCAUUUUAUCGCUGUUCUUUCACAUGUAUGUGGAUUGCUACGUUUGUUUCUAUAUGGAUACUUUUAAAUUCAUCAUGAACUAUUUAUUUGCAAUGACAUGUGCCUCUUUUUAAUCUCAAAAUUGAUAAAUGCUCCUUUUCUAUAGACAUUUUUUAAGCAUUAUUAUUAUUCUUGUUAUUCAUUUUAUAAUAAUAACAUAAACGGUACCAAUUUUUCUGCACCAA